Messenger RNA from Physcomitrium patens, 5377 nucleotides. RefSeq names its product ATP-dependent DNA helicase MER3 homolog. NCBI's taxonomy places the organism in Eukaryota, Viridiplantae, Streptophyta, Bryopsida, Funariales, Funariaceae. The record is from RefSeq and is a predicted model, not a curated record. Gene Ontology annotation, molecular function: ATP binding; nucleic acid binding.
GCGUUUUUGAGAUCAACCACGACUGGGACGUCAUUGUUCAAGCGACAGAUUCCUGAAGCAAGCUUCGUGCUUCAGACUGAGCGGUGAGGCCAUCUUUGAGCUUCAAACUUGCGGUUGCUCACGCGCUUGUAAGUCCGAGUGGCGGAACUUUUACUCCACUCCUUGAAGAUGUUCGCUCUUUUAAAUCGUGAUUUGGUUAUCAGUGCUAAGGAUUUCAAGGGACAAUUCGUGAUACUGUAUUGGUGGAAUGUCAAGGAGAAUGGUUAAUUGUGUGCGCCGCAAGCUUACAAGUAAGAAGAGCGAUUUCAUGAGAGUUGAGCAGGUUCGGUUGUAAUAUCGGUGGAAGUUUUUACAGUGUAUGAAAUUUUGUUAGGCCAUCGACGUUGAAACAGCAUGGAAAAUCUUAUCUGAAACAAAUUCACAAUGGAUCCACGUCUCGAUCCCGACUAUUUGAAGCCCGUUUCGCUUUUGCCAACAGCUUUUCAAAGUGUCUUUCCUUUUAGAUAUUUCAACGCUGUUCAGAGUGAAAGUUUUGCUGAAGUUUUCCUCUCAGAUGACAACUUAGUAAUCUCUGCUCCCACUGGCAGCGGAAAGACCGUCCUGUUCGAGCUAUGUAUCCUAAGGCUUCUAGAGAAAUUUUUGACGACCGAAGGUCACUUCAAGCAUGUUUCUGGUGCUCGAAAAGCUGUAUACAUUGCACCAAUGAAGGCUCUUGUGCAAGACAAGCUCCGAGACUGGACUCUGAGGUUCAGCUCUUUGGGCGUAAAAUGUCAGGAGUUAACCGGUGACUCAGGACCAACAAAUGUUGGAGAAAUGAUAGAUACAGAUAUCAUACUGACCACUCCUGAGAAAUUCGAUGUCAUUACUCGGAGACAUCGUGACCGUGGAGGAAUGAGCUUUUUCGGAGACAUUGCCCUUAUCUUGAUUGACGAAGUCCACCUUCUCUCUGAAACUCGCGGUGCAGCCCUUGAAGCAGUUGUGAGCAGGCUGAAGAUGUUGGCUCGGUUUCCCGAAAUAAAGGGAUCCCCACUAUCAACUAUACGCUUUGUUGCAGUUUCAGCGACAGUUCCAAACAUUGAAGAUUUGGCGGAAUGGUUGCAUGUACCCAAAAAUGGCAUGAAAAGAUUAUAUUCUCCAACCGCUGGACUUACGUGCGACUCGUUUGAGUUCAGAUUUGGGGAAGAAUACCGGCCAGUGAAACUCACAACUACCGUUCUUGGGUACCAGCCUGCCAAGAACGAUUUCUUGUUUGAAAGGAGACUUCAGCAAUACCUUUUAGAUAUAUUAUUGCAUCAUUCGGAAGGAAAGCCAUCGCUUGUGUUCUGCUCAACUAGAAAAGGAGCACAAGACACUGCAGUUGCCCUGUCUCAAUCCGUGUCACAACAUGGCAAUCAUAAUCCCUUUGUCAAGAACUUGGAGCACUUUAAACGACUACAAUUGGCAGCCCAGAGGACAAAUGAUGUGCAUAUGCAGCAGUGCAUACGCAGUGGAGUUGGGUAUCACAAUGGUGGACUUUCAAUGGAGGACAGAGGUCUUAUCGAAGGGCUAUUUCUAACGGGAGAUCUUUUAGUGCUUUGUACGACAAGCACAUUAGCACAGGGUGUAAAUCUGCCAGCUCAUGCAGUUAUUAUCAAGUCUACUCAGUAUUAUAACAAGCUCAAAGGUUGCUAUGUCGAGUACGAACGUUCGGCAAUAUUACAGAUGAGUGGGCGAGCAGGUAGACCACAAUUUGACGAUAGUGGCGUGGUCGUUAUAAUGACGAGAAAAGAUAGUGUACAUUUGUACCAUAAUCUGCUAUCUGGGUCGGAACCAGUGGAGUCUCAGCUACUCUCUUCCAUUGUGGAGCAUUUGAAUGCGGAGAUAGUGCUCAUGACUGUAUCUGAUUGUAGUCAAGCUAUUGACUGGCUUAAAUGUUCAUACCUUUACGUGCGCAUCAAGAAGAAUCCACAAUAUUACUGCGUCAAGCAAGGAGUUCCACGAGACCAGCUUGAAAACAAGUUAAAGGACAUCUGUGUGCAGAAUGUGAACGAGCUUGCAAAGUAUGGCAUGGUUAAGACAGACGAGUUUGGUUAUGUUUUAACACCACUAGAACCUGGACGGAUCAUGGAGAAGUACUAUAUGCAGUUUGAGACAAUGAAAGCCAUUACAAAAGCUGCAGAGAGAGCGACAAUAGAGGAACUUCUUCAUGUUUUGGCCAACGCUGCCGAGCUGUCAUGGAUCAAGCUUCGACGGGAUGAGAAAAAAAGAUUGAAUGAUAUUAACGGGGACAUUAGUGGAAGAAUCAGAUACCAUGUCAACAACUCAAACGGGAAGUUGAAAAAAAGAAUACAAUCAGGAGCAGAGAAGAUAUUUAUACUAGUGAAUGAUGCUCUUUCUGGCGAGCCUUCUGUCACGGACUUCACAAUGAGUCAGGACAUUAAUGGAAUUUGUACGACUGGCACUCGCAUAUGUCGGUGCAUGAGCGAAUACUUCAUCUUCAUGAAAAGGUUCACAGAGAUACGAAACGCGCUUCUACUAUCCAAAUGCCUGAAGCAGCGACUCUGGGAAAGUACAAAGUAUCAGCUUAAACAACUUGUUGGCGUGGGCCUGGUCACGGCUAAGGCUCUAAUCACAGCUGGUGUAGAUUCUUUCGAGAAGUUAGCUAGUGCUGAUCCUCGACGAUUGGAGGCUAUUACUGGACGGAAGUUUCCAUAUGGAGAUCAACUGAAAGCGUCUUUGAAUGAUGCUCCACCGAAGGUCGAAAUGAAUCUAUUUGAAAGUGAAAGAGAUGAUCAGUGCCUUCUUACACUCCAUCGAGUGUCACAAUCACAGUCAUCAGGAAAGAACUUUCACAUGGCCGAAUUGGUGGUGGGAAGUAUGGCUGAUAACAUGUUAAUAUUUCGUGAAAGAAUCAGAAUGGAUCAAUUUACGAGUCCAUAUGCAGUGACUAUUACAUCCAGUUCACCCUCAGAUGAGCCGCUUGUGCUUGUUGCUGCUCUCAUUUCUGAGGAAUACGUUGGAGUUGACGUUGUUUGCAAAUUAGUCAUCAACAGAGAUUCUAGGGAUGACCAGCUGGGCUUGAAUGAAGAUUACAGACACCAAGGGCCACAAACUUCUAUGACACGUUUCUACAUAUCUUCCCCAUUUAAAGCAUCCUUCAGUAUUAAUGAUCUAGCCGCUUCAAGUGCGCGAAGUCAUGCAACUUCUGUGAUGUCUAGCCCUUUAAUUAAAAAUAAAACGCUAGAUAGUCCUCGAGCACAACAAACAGCUGCCUCCAAUAUACCCAUCAUGGAAGCUCUCAGUCGUUAUCCUUCAAGACAUUCAAACCCUUGUCCAGCGACCUUAGCUACGAGAAAUUUUCUGAACAAGAUCGGCACAGACAUCGAUGCAUCUGAUCCUUUGAAAGACACUUUCCUGAGAACCCUACCAAUUCCCGCGAAGACGGAAUCAAAUACGACACCUGGAUCAGAAGUCCUAGCAACUUGUGUGAUAAAGCCUUCGAAGUCUCCCUCCAGCAAGUCUGGUCAUGCAGAUCACUUUGAUAUCUUGACCACGCUCCAAUCAAGUGACCUUGUUGAGACCUCGAUUUGCAACUCUGUGCUCGUGCCAACUGAAACGUAUGAGAAGUCUCCCAGGACAUCUUCAUUUGUAACUCCUAAACGAAAAGAUCCACCCAGCUGUGCCCCGAGAAGACUUUUUCGUAGAUUAUGUACCAGAUUUGAAGAAAAUCGUAUGACGACCUCACUGCCCUCGGCGAAUGGCAAGACACCAAAUCCUUCACAGAGUGAAGAAGUGUCUAUCAAGUCUACAAUGUGCAAUGGAGGACCAUGUUCUAUGAAUGACAUAGGUUUCACCGAGAAUUAUGCGGAUCAAGCCACAACCUCUAUCCCCAGGAACGACUGCGGUAGUGAAAAAUCAACAAAAGUUACAACGCUUUUGUACAAUAGUAAGGUAAGAACACAUGACAAUGUUGAGUUGCAGGCAGGGGUCGUGUCAGACAUGACUCACCAGGAUUCUGGGCCAUCCGAAGAUGUAACAGCUUCAGCUCCACCCUCUUUGACGAGCUUAUCAACUACACCAGAUCUUCUAUCGUCUGAUAUGAGGAGAAAGAUUCGAAGAACUGGAUUUUCAAGCAUUUCAUGCUUUUCCUCUGUUAAAAAUAAUGAUCAAAGAAAUUCUAUGGUGACGCUUAACAUCGCGCAGCCUUCUAGUUGUCAACCCCGAUGUCCUGAUAGAAGUGAUGAACCUCAGAAUAUUAAACAUCGUUCCAGGAUUUUACAAUCUUUCCCUAGUAGGGCUCCUAGAGUCACUGAUGCAGUUGCUCAAAAUUCUCCUCACAGCAAGGUUUCUGAUCAGUUAACCCCGUGGAGAGCAACUGCGGGGCUUAUUCCCACUGGUAGUAGAUCUGAAGCCGAAGCAGAAUCUGACUUGACAAAUACAGAAACCAUAUCCAAUUCAUGUCAGCAGAAAACGUUAUGGAGAUCUCUUGAUAAUAAUCAUUUAACUAAAACGAAUUGUGUUGGAGCGGCCAAGGAGCGAAACUCGUUUUCACAAGGUCCGAAUAAUAUCAAAAUAACAAGCUCCACUCGAAGGUAUACCGCAUCGAGAUUAGAAGCUGCAUCAUGCGCCCUUAUUGAUAGACCUUUAAAGCAAAUAGCUCCUUACAAGGCUUUAAAAAGCUUUGAUUUUGGAUCUUCGCGGAAACCUCCGCCCGACGUUGCCAGGGGUGUGAAUCCUGCAUCAGAGAUUCCUGAGCCUUUAGAUCAAGCAGCUUCAAUCAGUAACACGAGGCUGAAAGCUGAGGAUUUGGGCUUCGUGACAGUUGAAGUACCUUCCAACCACAAUUCUUCCACUAAGAAAUUCAGCUGCCUCAGAUUUGACCAAUCUCACAUCACAGCCAGAUCUUCAAGUUCGGCGUUAGGGGAAUCCACUACAGCGCAACCUUCGCCGGCUGGCCAGCAUGAGUUCAUGGGCUACAAGAGCCUCUUCUCAUUCCUUUGAGCAAGCUCGCAGUUCGUUUGUAAGUUACUUAUGGUUGUCGUUAAAUCUUCUUUUGACCAUGAAGUAGAUCUACUUUUGUGGUUUUCCAGAACUAUACAUUCAAAAAAGAUCGAAAUGUUUUAUACAAUGUGAAAGUGAGAUUGAGCUCAAGCUUGAAGAGCUAUUUUAAAUGAAUUCGUAAGACCUGUUGCUGAUUGAUUGGGUUUGAUGAAUCCAUUCCCGUCCUAGUCUCUCCAGCUGAAGGGGUAUAACAGAGUACAAUGAGAAUCAAAAGCAUUGGAACAAUAAUCACUCCGGGAUGUCUUCUCAAAUACUUCACCAACAUGUACCCUCGUUGUUUAAAGAAAAAAGAGAGCAACAUAUGGCCCUCUGCUGUAUGAAGCUAGAAACUUACCAA